Molecule: messenger RNA, 1834 nt
Organism: Amphiprion ocellaris (clown anemonefish)
Lineage: Eukaryota; Metazoa; Chordata; Actinopteri; Pomacentridae
Product: four and a half LIM domains protein 1-like
Exons: 6
Coding region: 157-996 (279 amino acids)
Biological process (GO): muscle organ development
Molecular function (GO): transmembrane transporter binding
Source: RefSeq, a predicted model, not a curated record
UUAUUUUGAAGGCGGAGCCGCACGCCUCGGUCUGGUGCUCCACAGCUGGCAGGAUCUCUAACGUGUGAGCGGGUCGUCAAAGCGGAGCUCCGCUGCCUCCAGAGGGCCGCCGCAGACAUCACUCUGAUCCCGUUGUGAGUCCACUUCAACGUGACGAUGGCAGACAGCUCACACUGUUUCUACUGUCGCGAAGACCUUGGGGGGAAGAGGUUCGUACGUAGCGAAGGCCGGCCGGUUUGCAUCCGCUGCCACACCAAGUUCUGCGCCAACUCCUGCGCCGAGUGCCACCGACCCAUCUCUGUGGAGACCAAGGAGCUCAGCCACAAGGGCCGAUACUGGCAUGAGGAGUGCUUCCGUUGUGCAAAGUGUUACAAGCCUCUGGCCAAGGAGCCCUUCAGCACCAAGGACGACCGCAUCAUGUGUGGGAAGUGCUGCUCCAGAGAGGAUGCUCCACGCUGCCACGGAUGCUACAAACCCAUCCUGGCCGGUACAGAGAGCGUGGAAUACAAAGGGAACUCGUGGCACGAUGAAUGCUUCACCUGUUGCAACUGUAAACGACCAAUAGGAUCACAGAGUUUCCUCUACAAAGGAAAUGACAUUUACUGCAGCCCCUGCCAUGACAAGAAAUUCGCCAAACACUGUGUCAGCUGCAAAAAGCCUAUAACCUCUGGUGGAGUGAACUACCAGGACCAGCCGUGGCACGGUCACUGUUUCGUGUGCAGCUCCUGCUCGAAGCCUCUGGCGGGGUCCAGUUUCACAAACCACCAGGACCAGGUCUUCUGUGUCGACUGCUACAAGACCUCUGUGGCUAAGAAAUGCAGCGGCUGCCAACAUCCCAUCACAGGUUUUGGGAAAGGAGUGAACGUCGUGAACUACGAGGGCAGCUCCUGGCAUGAAUACUGUUUCAACUGUAAGAAGUGCUCCCUCAGUCUGUCCAACAAGCGUUUCGUAGCCAAAGGAAGAGACAUCCUCUGCACUGACUGCGGCAACAAAUAGCGACGGACAGCUUGCAGUGAUUUUUGUAACCAUCAUGAUAAAAAAAAAAAACCCAGCUUUUCAGGCUUUAUUUUUAUAUAUAUAUACAUUUCAGUAUAAUCAAGUUGAGCUUCAGGGAGACUGAAAAUUAAGUGAUGGGAACGUAAUGUAAUUUUUAUCAAAUGCUGAUGGUUUGCUCUGAUGCUGCACACUGAUGCUACAAGAUAGUGGUUUGUCCUCCAGCUCUGAAUAGCUUAGAAAACGAGUUGACGAGUUGGACAGUUUCCUAUAGGAGACAUAAAAUAUGCUGGUCCACAUAAAACUAUACAACCUGGUGAUGCAGCAGAAAAAAAAUAACCACUACGCUGGAAUUCCAAGAGCUCCUGGUUGUGAGUCUUUGCUUUCAUUCAACACCGAUUUCACUGAAGAGUUAGCAUUAAGCUAACGGCUACCUUGUAUUUUUAAAAGCUGAGAAAUCGGUGCACGUUAUGUUGCAGUUAGGUGAUAUAAAUCUGAAAUAAAGAUGUGAAUUGUGAUUGUUUGAAUUGCAUUUUUCAUCUUUUUUCUAACAAAAAAUAGCUGAUAAUGUUAGUAGCUUUAAUGUCUACAUGGGGUUUUUCUACAUUUGAAAAGUUAUAUCUUUCUGUGCUUAAAUAAUCAAAAUCAUGUGUAACUGCUAACUGAUAUUGCUAUGCUUAAUGUACAGUAUGUUUUAAGUAAAUGAAACUAUAUGCACUUUUACGAAUUGUUUUUGCUCCGAAGAAAGGGGAAAAUAAAUACCAGUUUUGAAAUAUAUAUGCAAACUGCAUGCCUUGAUGGGUUGUUGUAAUGGAAUAAACUUUCUACAAAACUUGAGAAA